This is a messenger RNA of Bicyclus anynana (squinting bush brown), 1730 nucleotides long. Its product is annotated as alpha-tocopherol transfer protein-like. The coding region runs from base 165 to 1178 and encodes 337 amino acids. Gene Ontology annotation, molecular function: phosphatidylinositol bisphosphate binding. NCBI's taxonomy places the organism in Eukaryota, Metazoa, Arthropoda, Insecta, Lepidoptera, Nymphalidae. The transcript has 7 exons. The record is from RefSeq and is a predicted model, not a curated record. Gene Ontology annotation, cellular component: membrane.
UCUUACUGUAAUAGUAGAGGAACGAGUCCGGAGUGACUUCAGCAUCGUAGACUCUGAGCAAAAGGAGUGGUACCAUUUCACAAGCGUACAUUGUUGGCUCGUUCGUAGUGAAGUGAACACGUUUUUCUGACACACUAUUUGCAGUGGGAACUUUGGACAUAACCAUGUCUAGAAGACUAACAAAGCGGUACCUAACACCAGCUGACGAAUACAAGUGUCCACUGUCAGAAGAAACGCAGUCCAUAGCAGAAAUUGAACUCAGGGAAACAGAAAGUUCUAGGUGUCAAGCCAUUGACGCUUUGAGGAAAUGGUUGGAGCAGAAUCCAAAAUUUUUGGCUGUAAGAAUGGACUCAAGUUACCUGCUUCGUUACCUAAGAACUAAAAAGUUCAGCGUACCAAUGGCUCAAGAGGCGAUUGAGAGAUACAUACUGCUCCGACAAUCUUGGGGCAUCGCCUUUAACCAGCUUGAUUAUACGCUUCCCAUUAUGAUGGAAAUCAUUGAUCUAGGAUUCAUAUUCGUGAGUCCCUACAAAGAUAAAAAGGGUCGACGCGUUGUUAUAUACAGACCUGGUGUAUUCGAUCCGUACAAGUAUACAAAUCAAGACAUGUGCCGAAUUAUGGCCUUGACAUACGAGAACCUGAUGGAGGAUGAAGAGACCCAGGUUCGAGGAUUAGUUCACUACGCAGACGGUUCAGGAGUCAGCUUCCCACAUUUGACACUCUUCACUCCGAAGGAGGCCGUGAGAAUAGUUAAAAAUGGAGAGCGCACUGUUCCACUUAGACACAAAGAAAUCUACGGAGUAAACGUCCACCCUACGAUAAAGUUUGCUCUGGACUUUGGAAUGGGACUCAUUUCGGAAAAAAUCAGAAAACGCGUGAAACUGUAUACGUCCAUAGAAGACGUGGAAAUUGAUAAAAGCCUCCUGCCCCAGGAAUAUGGUGGGGUGAUGCCCAUGAAGGAAAUGAUACAGCUAUGGAAAGAUGAGAUGGCAACAAAACGCGACACUCUACUCCUGAACGACAAGAUAUCUGUCCGCCUAGAGUUGUAUAGCGAGGCAGCUCGAGAAGGCGCUGUCUCAGCUUUGCGCGCCGGUUCCAACACCUGCGCGGGCGCUGAUACUGUGGGCGACGCCAUGCGAGGACUGACUGGCAACUUCAGAAAACUAGAAGUGGACUGAUGCGUUUACUAUUACAUCUCAUUCAUCAUAUACAAUAUUCACUGGUGGUUGUAGAUACCUACUCAAAAUUAUUUCUCAAUAUCUUCAAUAUAUAAAAUAGAGUAGAAUAUAGGAUGUUUUUACACUUUGUUAAAGCACAGAGGUGUCCAGUGCAAACAAUGGGGAUGUAGACUAGGCUGUUCGUGUUCAUAAAUGAAAAUAAUUUAAUUACAUAAAAUCAAAAUUUCAAGGCAGAUAAAGGUUAUAGGGAUUGCAAAUGUACCUACUGAUGUAAAAUAUAUAACUGUAAAUCAUUUUUGGAGUUCCAAUUUUCAUCCAUCCACGUUCGGGGUGAGCUUAGGUUUAGUUUCUUAUUUAAGUUCUUUCCUUAGCAAGCAAUACCUAUGCUUAAGAGUAUGAUGUAUCUACUUAAUAGCCCCAUCACGGGACAAAUGGAAAACAUGAAUAAUAAAACUUGUGAUAGUAAUGAUAAUAUUAAAUACACUUACCUGACUGUAAUGAUCUAUUUUAAAAUUAGUUUUAAAUAAUUAGAAAUAAAUACUUAAAAUUAAA